Alternaria postmessia is the source of this 936-nucleotide messenger RNA. RefSeq lists its product as uncharacterized. Bases 1 to 936 code for a protein of 311 amino acids. The transcript has 3 exons. NCBI's taxonomy places the organism in Eukaryota, Fungi, Ascomycota, Dothideomycetes, Pleosporales, Pleosporaceae. The record is from RefSeq and is a predicted model, not a curated record.
AUGGCACCAAGACGCGGGGGUGGUAGUGGCGCCGGAUAUAUGACUUCAACAUGUUCGGGAGCUUUCAUGUCACCACUUGCCCAAGCCAGCCUCGCAUACGAUGUGGUAUUCCUUGUCCUUUUCCUGGGGCUCUCCAUCGCGACUUUCUUCGUUCGCAGGAAGAGCGAGGGCGGAAAGAAAUUGGUUGGCGUACCCUUCGUCGUCGCACUUUUCUUCCAAGUUCUUGACCUGAGCGUCGACGACUAUCUGAAUUUAUCGGUAGCGUCCAACGUCAUGUCCCGCCUGGCUAAUUGGAUGCUGCUCGUCAUCUUCGUCUACAUCCUAAACUCGAUGCUGCUUAAGCAACUCGAAACUACAUCUUCCGGAUCGAAGACCGUGUCUUGGAUCAUCAUUGGGGUCAUGGCCGCUGUCAUGAUUGCGGACUUGGCACUUUCCAGCUACGUUUCGAUAAGCAGCAAGUACUGGAACUUCGACUUUGCUCUCACGAUGAUCACUGCACGAGCCUUCUCCCUCACAGUCGAUAUCUUAUGGUUGAUUAGCGUCAUCAUCUCUGCGGCCUUUUCGCUGUCGAAUGUCUCUGCAUUGAGAUCGCGACGCCUACCCGGAGGCGACCUCAUCGGCUGGGUAACGGCUCUUUAUAUCACCUUAUUCGUCUACUCCGUAUUAGGGAUCGUCUUCUCGUCCUUCUACUUCUGGCCUUAUGAAUCUUCUGUUUCGAAUGAGGCAAUGAUUGCCCUGUCAUUCAUCUCGGCAUUGUCACAAAUCCUGACUUUUGUGACUCUGAUGUGCAUCGCCAAACACAUCUCCUGGAGCCAGACGAUCGAGAAGACCGAGCCAGUAUAUGUGCCUGUUAUGCAGCAGCAAGCGACGUACGCCUACGGCAAUGGCCAGCAGGAUUACUACCAGCAAACGCCGGAACUCGUACAUGUUAGAUGA